GGACCCUGAGACCUUGGUUUGAGUACCACGCACGCGCGGGCCUCUUUCUGAGGCUGCGCCGGGGAGAGAGAGAACUCCGGGUGGAGGAGGCCCAGAGCUUCUCCACGCAGGCUGCCCUGGUGCCUUCGGGGGAAGAAUCCCACACCCUUACACAGGGGUUUUAGGAUCUCCCCCUACGUGGGAUGUCCUGGGAACAAGUGGCCAAGGUACUAAACAGACCCGAGCCCUGAAACGAGGAGAUGCGGCUAAAAGGCAAGCAGAACUGGAAGCUGCUAUACAAAGGAAGGUGGAGUUUGAAAGGAAAGCUGUGCGCAUCGUAGAGCAGCUCUUAGAGGAGAACAUCACAGAAGAAUUCCUGAAGGAGUGUGGGAUGUUCAUCACACCGGCUCACUACAGCGACGUUGUGGAUGAGCGGUCCAUCAUCAAACUCUGUGGCUAUCCUUUAUGUCAGAAGAAGCUAGGGGUUAUCCCGAAACAGAAAUAUCGAAUUUCUACUAAAACCAAUAAAGUCUAUGAUAUUACUGAAAGGAAGUCUUUCUGCAGCAAUUUUUGUUACAGAGCAUCUAAAUUUUUUGAAACACAGAUUCCCAAAACUCCAGUAUGGGUUCGAGAGGAAGAGAGGCCUCCUGACUUUCAGCUGCUGAAGAAAGGACAAAGCGGCAGUUCUGGAGAAGUAGUACAGUUCUUCAGAGAUGCCGUGACAGCAGCAGAUGUUGACGGUUCCGGCGCCUUGGACGCGCAGUGUGACCCUGCUUCUUCCAGCUCUUGGAGCGAGCGGACCAGUGAUGAGGAGGAGCAAGGCUUUGUUUCUUCUCUUCUACCAGGAAACAGACCAAAGGCAGUGGAUACAAGACUGCAGCCGCACACAAAAAGCAGCAAAAUGAGAAAGAAGGGUGCUCAGAAAGUGGACUCCAAGGAGGGAGAACAGACCGUGUCAGAGGUUACCGAGCAGCUGGAUAAUUGCAGAUUAGAUAGUCAGGAGAAAGUGGCCACUUGUAAACUUCCUUUAAAGAAAGGAAGUACUCAGAUGUCACCUGGCCCUGUGUGUGACAGACUUAACACUUCAGCCGUUUCUGAACAUAAACACGGUGUGUCGCAAGUUACGCUUGUAGGCAUAAGCAGGAAGAGUGCUGAGCAUUUCAGGAACAAAUUUGCCAAGUCAAAUCCAGGGUCUGGGUCAGCCUCUGGUUUGGUACAGGUGCGUCCUGAGGUUGCGAAGGCAAACUUACUCCGAGUUCUGUCGGACACUCUGACUGAAUGGAAGACAGAAGAAACACUGAAGUUUUUAUAUGGCCAGGACCACGAUUCUGUGUGCCUGAAACCCUCUUCAGCCUCUGAGCCUGAUGAAGAACUUGAUGAAGAUGACAUAAGUUGUGACCCAGGUAGUUGUGGUCCUGCCCUGAGUCAAGCUCAGAACACCCUAGAUGCAACACUGCCCUUUAGAGGCUCAGACACAGCCAUUAAGCCACUGCCAAGUUAUGAGAGCUUGAAAAAGGAAACGGAGAUGCUGAACCUGAGGGUCAGGGAGUUCUACAGAGGGCGCUGUGUUUUAAAUGAAGACACUACCAAGUCUCAGGACUCGAAAGAGAAUGUGCUUCAGCGUGAUCCCAGCUUCCCACUGAUAGAUUCAAGUUCCCAGAACCAGAUUAGAAGACGGAUUGUUCUUGAAAAACUGAGCAAAGUAUUGCCUGGACUUUUGGGUCCUCUUCAGAUUACAAUGGGAGAUAUUUACACUGAACUUAAAAACCUCAUUCAGACUUUCAGAUUAUCAAAUAGAAACAUUAUACACAAACCUGUGGAAUGGACUUUAAUUGCUGUGGUCUUGCUGUUACUAUUGACACCGAUUCUUGGCAUUCAGAAGCAUUCUCCGAAAAAUGUGGUUUUUACACAGUUUAUAGCCACCCUGCUGACAGAAUUGCAUUUAAAAUGUGAAGAUCUUGAAAAAUUAACCAUGAUAUUUAGAACCAGCUGCUAGCUAACAAGAAUGAUGUAACUGAGGAAGACAGAAGAGGAAUGCUCCUCACCAGACCUGGUGUUUUCGCCAGUGAGAGUCCAUGGGUGACUGAUGACUAAGUGUGUAACUUCCUCAGACAUAGAAAAGCCAUUACCCCAGCAAGAAGGAAACUCUUACAUCCAGAACCUCAAAACACAGGAUUUGAGGGAAAAAUGAAGUCUUAAACUGAAAUUUGAAUGAAUAUUGGAGAAAAUGUAAUUACCUUUAUUCUUUUUGAUUGGUUACCACCAACACAACCAAAACUUAAGAAAAUGGUAAUUGUGGCCUAUUGUAAACUCUAUCAUACAAAUAACAGCAAAGUUGGGUCAAUAAAUGUGAUCUUCAGUGAAGUCA
Messenger RNA from Mus caroli (Ryukyu mouse), 2347 nucleotides. It is a transcript of the gene Rpap2, whose product is annotated as RNA polymerase II associated protein 2. NCBI's taxonomy places the organism in Eukaryota, Metazoa, Chordata, Mammalia, Rodentia, Muridae. Gene Ontology annotation, cellular component: cytoplasm; nucleus. Gene Ontology annotation, molecular function: RNA polymerase core enzyme binding; RNA polymerase II CTD heptapeptide repeat phosphatase activity. The record is from RefSeq and is a predicted model, not a curated record.